Molecule: messenger RNA, 522 nt
Organism: Populus nigra (black poplar)
Lineage: Eukaryota; Viridiplantae; Streptophyta; Magnoliopsida; Malpighiales; Salicaceae
Product: glucan endo-1,3-beta-glucosidase 7-like
Exons: 3
Coding region: 1-522 (173 amino acids)
Biological process (GO): carbohydrate metabolic process
Cellular component (GO): plasma membrane
Molecular function (GO): hydrolase activity, hydrolyzing O-glycosyl compounds
Source: RefSeq, a predicted model, not a curated record
AUGAAGGGCUUGUUGGAGUUUAAUAGUGCGAAUGGUUCGCCUUUCGCAAUCAAUCCCUACCCUUACUUUGCCUACAGAAGCGAUACAAGGCUUGAGACUCUUGCUUUUUGCCUUUUCCAGCCGAAUGCAGGACGAAUGGAUGGAAACACUAAGAUCAAGUACAUGGACAUGUUCGAUGCUCAGGUGGAUGCAGUUUAUUCUGCACUGAAUUCUAUGGGAUUUAAGAAUAUUGAGAUUGUGGUGGCUAAGACUGGAUGGCCAUUUAAAGGAGAUGACAACGACGUAGGGCCAAGCAUUGAGAAUGCCAUCAACAUCGAGGAAGAAAAGGUAGAAAUUGCCUCUUACCACUUAGAUGAGGAUGCACAAGUAUGGUUCCUCAAACUGGAUAGGGUUCGACCUGGAAUUUCUUGGGAAGACUUUAGAAGACAGUGUCAUCUUCGUUUUGGUCCAUCAAUUCAUGGCAACAAUUUGGGAGAACUUUCCAAACUUCAACAAGGAGGUACGAUAGAGGAGUACCAAUGA